AUGUCAGCAAAGGACGACCUGAAUGCGCUUGGCAAAGUCUGUGACACUUACCACAGAGAGUUCGAGGCUAAGAAGUUUAAGGUGGUUGACAGAGAUUCCAUCAUUACUAAUCUGAAGGAUGAGAAUGCCACUGCCUGGGCCAAGGGCUACUUCGUCUUUCAGAAGCAGUCCAUGAAGAAGUACCCUACCCUGGACUUCAAUUUCGAGCCUUUCCUUGGAGAAGAAGAGGGAUCUUCAUCUAAGGAGGGAGGAACCAACGAAGAGGAAGUUGGAGCCAUGGGUGGGGUGAUUCCUAACCUCAUUCGGCUAGUGGUUGCUUCAGCCGAGGGCUUUGCGAUGCAUGUUAUCAGUAGAGUGAAUGAGAUCAUUCUAUUCUUUAAUCUCCUUCAAAAGAUUUUGAUGAUGAUGUUCCUGACAAGGAAGAUCAUCCAAGGCUAG
Messenger RNA from Ilex paraguariensis (yerba mate), 438 nucleotides. The record is from the annotation of a GenBank genome assembly. Lineage: Eukaryota; Viridiplantae; Streptophyta; Magnoliopsida; Aquifoliales; Aquifoliaceae.